Perkinsus marinus ATCC 50983 is the source of this 478-nucleotide messenger RNA. RefSeq names its product Cathepsin L precursor, putative. NCBI's taxonomy places the organism in Eukaryota, Perkinsozoa, Perkinsida, Perkinsidae. The annotation marks the transcript as partial. Gene Ontology annotation, cellular component: lysosome. Gene Ontology annotation, molecular function: cysteine-type endopeptidase activity. The record is from RefSeq and is a predicted model, not a curated record. The transcript has 4 exons.
CCUCUGCCCGAUGAGAUCGACUGGAGCCAUCUCGGGGCUGUCAGCAGAGUCAAGAAUCAACAGAGUUGUGGAAGCUGCUGGGCCUUCUCAGCCACUGGUGCCCUGGAGGGAAGGUAUGAAAUUGCUAAUCCGAAGCACGAACUGGUUGAGUUCUCCGAGCAACAACUUGUCGACUGCAGUUCUGAAGAAGGAAAUAUGGGGUGUAACGGUGGCCUGAUGGACAACGCCUUCGCGUAUGUGAUGCAACAUGGCCUUUGCACUGAAGAGGACUAUGCGUACGAGGCGAUUGAUGAACCCUGUCGUAACUCCACUGUCAAGGAAAAGGCUCGGCUACAUCCUCAUGACGUGACUGGUUUCGUCGACGUGCACUCUAAGGAUGGAGAAGCUAUGAAAGAAGCGCUCCAGAGUGGCCCGGUUAGUGUGGCUAUUGAAGCCGACAUGCCCGACUUCCAGUUCUAUCAUGAGGGUGUUCUCACUG